Molecule: messenger RNA, 847 nt
Organism: Fomitiporia mediterranea MF3/22
Lineage: Eukaryota; Fungi; Basidiomycota; Agaricomycetes; Hymenochaetales; Hymenochaetaceae
Product: Metallo-dependent phosphatase
Exons: 4
Coding region: 1-648 (215 amino acids)
Biological process (GO): intracellular protein transport; retrograde transport, endosome to Golgi
Cellular component (GO): endosome; retromer complex
Source: RefSeq, a predicted model, not a curated record
AUGGUCCUCGUCCUCGUCAUUGGCGACCUACACAUUCCUCACCGCAUUCAUGACUUGCCCGCCAAGUUCAAGAAGCUUCUAGUUCCGGGUAAAAUACAGCAAAUAAUCUGCACGGGCAACGUUUGUGACAAAGAGACUCUGGACUACCUUCGCAGUGUUGCUCCAGACGUACAUGUCGUUCGAGGCGAUUAUGACGAGAACCCAGCAUUCCCGUUCUCUGUAACUCUGACCCACGCGCCAAUACGGAUUGGCGCUAUUCAUGGUCACCAGUGUAUACCUGCUGGUGACCUCGACUCUCUAAGCGCCAUCGCUCGUCAGAUGGACGUUGACGUACUUAUCUCUGGACAUACGCAUGUCUUCCAGGCCACAGAAUAUGACAACAAGUUCUUCCUUAACCCGGGAACUGCAACAGGAGCCUGGACGGGCUCAUUUACUGAUGACCCGCCCCCAUCCUUCGCUUUGAUGGAUGUUCAAGGACCUGUGAUCGUCACGUAUCUUUACCAGUUACACGAAGGCGAAGUCCGGGUGGAAAAGAUUGAGUGGAGACGCGAAGUGGCACCCAUUGCUUCUCCUGCACCCAAGCCGUCCGCUCUUCCGCAGUCCAAUCCUACGAGUCCCGCACCAACGCAGCAGAGUGUUUGGUCGUAGGGAUGACAUGACUGAAAGGAGGCAAAUUCACGAUUGUCUGUACGCUACUUAAUUUAUCAUACUUUCAUCGAUGAUACUGCACUAGCCGUCUCGGAAGGCGAUGAUUUAGGAAUUACUGCCCUGACACUCGCUCUGUGUUACGUUCACUCUUCCCGAAGUUAUUUAACGUAUGGCUGAUCUCGACUCUUUUGGCCGCGGC